This is a messenger RNA of Nerophis lumbriciformis (worm pipefish), 924 nucleotides long. The record is from RefSeq and is a predicted model, not a curated record. NCBI's taxonomy places the organism in Eukaryota, Metazoa, Chordata, Actinopteri, Syngnathiformes, Syngnathidae.
AUGGCGAACAAGGAGCCCAGUCGGUUGGUCCAGAACCUCCGGGACAUGAUGGGUCGCAUGGCGGGCUCGUCGGGCGGCAGAGGCGCCGGACUCGGAGUCAAACUGCUGCUCGGAGCGGGCGCCUUGGCGUACGGAGUCAAAGAAGCCACGUAUACCGUGGAGGGCGGACACCGGGCGGUGGUGUUCAACAGGAUCGGCGGCAUGCAGAUGGACACGGUGCUCGCCGAGGGCCUUCAUUUCAGGAUCCCGUGGUUCCAGUACCCCAUCAUCUACGACAUCAGAGCCAAGCCCAGAAAAAUCUCCUCGCUGACCGGUAGCAAAGACCUGCAGAUGGUGAACAUCGCAGUCAGGGUCCUGUCGCGUCCCAUGGCGUCCAAUCUCCCCAUCAUGUACCAGCGUCUGGGCAAGGACUACGACGAGCGGGUGCUGCCGUCCAUCGUCAACGAGGUCCUCAAGUCGGUGGUGGCCAAGUUCAACGCCUCGCAGCUCAUCACGCAAAGAGCGCAGGUGUCGCUGUUGGUGCGCAGGGAGCUUUUCGAGCGCGCCAAAGACUUCAACAUCAUUCUGGACGACGUGGCCAUCACGGAGUUGAGCUUUAGCAGCCAGUACACGGCCGCCGUCGAGGCCAAGCAAGUCGCUCAACAAGAAGCGCAGAGGGCUCAAUUCUACGUGGAGAAAGCCAAACAAGACCAAAGGCAGAAGAUCAUCCAGGCCGAAGGAGAAGCCGAGGCUGCCAGGAUGCUGGGACAAGCAGUGACCAAGAAUCCGGGCUAUUUGAAGCUCCGCCGCAUCCGAGCCGCCCAAACCAUCGCCAAAACGGUGUCGACGUCGCAGAACAAAGUGUACUUGAACGCCGACAGUUUGGUCCUCAACCUGCAGAACCAGGCCUUGUUUGACAAUUUGUCGUUGAACCCGAAAAAGUGA